AUGCUGGAAGUAGAGAAGCAGAGACAGAGAGAGGGAGAAGCGGGCUCCAAGGCCCGAUUUCUGUCAUUUCCGCGGCUCCCUCCCUGCGCGCCUUUUCGGGAAGGGGCUUCACUCCAGAGGGCGCGCGCGCUUUGCUCUCCCGGCGCGGCUCGCCGAUUGGGGAAACGCGGGGUAGCGGCUGCGGAGGAAGGACCUGAGCGGGGAGGAAAACUACGGGAGCGUUCCGGCUCAAGGUCAUUCCGGGCGCCAGCAAGCCGGCGCUCGCCGCCCGAGGAAGGCUACCAUCUUCUCGGCCCCCCAACCCAGAGCCCGCCGAGAAAGGAAGAGGCUCUCUGGUGUAAGACAUGUCCAAGUGGAGCCUUCGGUGACUGUAAAGGAGCUUUCAAAAUCAUUGGGCCUCUGCUUGCAGUUGUUGGAUUAGUUUGUAUAAUUUUGGCACAAUCGAGAGCUAAAGAUUAUCUCAGAAAUGUGCAAUUGCAAGACGAUCAGGUAUAUGGAUUUGUUUUUUGUCGAGGAAAUUGUCAGUUUGCUCAAUUCCUUGUCUUUGGGUUUUUAUUUUUAACAAGUGGGAUGCUUAUUAGUGUCCUUGGCAUAUGGAUUCCUGGAUGCAGCCCAGGAUGGCGCUAUCAGCAGUUUAACCAUAGCAAUACAUCUAGUAUUGAACUCCAGGACUGUGGAUUUCAUUCUGUACAAACUAUGGGUCCUUUAAUCGUGCUUAUUGGAUUAUGUUUCUUUGUGAUAGCUCACAUUAAAAAGAAACAAAACUUAACCCUUAUCCAAGAAUCUUCUGUCAGUGAAGAAGAACAAUUAAACUCUGAAUCAUUUCAAGUUACAGUCGGUGAUACUGUAAUGGUUUUUCCUCCACCACCACCACCUUAUUUUUCUGAUUGUUCACUACAGACCGUAACUCCUAGCUUGGUAUCAAGUGAAUUUAUUUUAAAUGAAAAUCCUCCACCAUACCACAGUAUUUUUAUGAAUUGAGUAUUGAAUUGUGAAUAACAGGCCCACAAAGAGAAUGAGCUCUGCAGUAUCAGGAAACAGUUUGCCUUCUAAAAUGUAAUCAGUUCACUGUCAUUCCUCUGAGUCAUCUCAGAAUUACAAGGCAAAAGAAGCAGCUGUAAAUAAUGAAUGUGUCUUGUCUUCCUCUCCCUUCCAUACUUAGCUAAUCCAUUACCAUCUGCUUAUCACCAACUGAAAGAAAUAUUCAGAGCGAAGCAGAAAGACAGGGGAAGGAGUAGGUAUAAAUGAAGACAAGAAAAGAAAAAACCACAGGAAUUCCAGAUAAAAAUAAUCUGAAAGGAGAAUGAAAAAGGCUAUACCUGCCUUUCCUCAGAACGCAUUAAAGAGAACAAUAAGUUGUACAUCAGGAAUGUACAACCUUUUCAAGUCAAAGGCUUCCUUUAGGCAUAUAGAAUAUGUUGGGGGCUUUACAAAGAAAGUGGCUGGAAUAUGCAUGGGGGAAAUGGGCUUGUCCAGGAACAAGUGGCUACCUUUAUUUCCUACAAGGCAAAGGAAAUAUUAGUGAUUUGUUAUCCAUUUCACCUGUAAAAUAGGUUGAUUUUUGGUAAUAUACUUUGAUUGCCAUCCUGCCCAUUUCCACAACAAGUGUAUAUCUGUUAACUUACACAUCCAUUUUUCUUAUUGUUCCUAUAGCAGGGAUAGUACCAGCAGCAGCAGCUCAAUUUCUUGGAGGCUGCCUGACCUUGACUAAGAAGUCCAGAGGAAAUGCUGAAGGAUGCUUUGGCAUCCCGAGUUAGAAGGAACCAGGAAGUUGGCUGGAAGCAUUGCCUGAAAUAGAAAGCCAGAAUGGGGGGGGGAGGGGUGCGGGGGGAGUGGUCAGCACAGUAGUUUUACAAGCUUAUUGCUUGCUGUUAGAAUCCAGCAGUUCAUCAGUGUUAGAAAGGUCAGGGGAGGCAAGUGUAAAGCUGUGCAGAUGUUUUGGAAAUUUCAUUUGCUGAGUGAGCAAACAAGGACUUGCUGAGGGAGCAAACAAGUGACUUGGAAGCUGCCAUAAAAGUCACCUGACUGCUCAAUAAGCAGCCAAGUAAAGGGAAAGAGGCAUUACUCCGUGGAAAGUAAGGAAGAAGAGGGGUGCAGCGGUAGCAGCAGUGGAAAGGUGUUAUGGUGAUGCUGCUUGAAGAAAUUGGUACUUGAUAGGCUUGGCUGCAAUAGAGGAUUAGGAAAUGGGUGAGGGAACAGGUACAUUUUGUGGUCUCUUGGUUUACUGUGCUAUGCUUCAAAGGUUUGGCUCUCAGCAAGGAGAGGGCACAGAAAAAGGACAGCAAAGAAGUAUGAAGCACUUGACAAUCCUUUGACAUGAAGUGUUGACAGUGCUGGGAUAUGCUAGUGCCACUGUCAACAUCCAACAACAACCCUUGGUGGCUCUGAAAGCCUUACUCAGGGUGGAUAGCACACUGCCCAUAAACCACAGACCACACACCUUCAUUUUAGAGGCCAAACCAUAGAGGAAGCUGUGGCAGAAGCCAAGAUGGAAUGCCUAUAACUGGUGAACUACUACUUCCAAAGAGGUAUUCAAGUAGGGAACCAUCGUAAACACCCCUGCAUGAGGUUUAAAUACCUAGAGAAAACCACUAUCUGGACAAGUGUUAGGAUCAACAUAGACUGGAAGAAAUAAUUCUGAAGAUCUUAUAUGACUUUUUCCUCUUUUUCCCCUUCUGUAAAGGCCCAGGAGACUUAAGAUAUUGAAGGUGUCUGGGUAGAUGCUCAUGUUCCAAUACUGUGUGACGUUUUAAUUUAUUAAA
Molecule: messenger RNA, 2762 nt
Organism: Python bivittatus (Burmese python)
Lineage: Eukaryota; Metazoa; Chordata; Lepidosauria; Squamata; Pythonidae
Source: RefSeq, a predicted model, not a curated record